Nasonia vitripennis (jewel wasp) is the source of this 2310-nucleotide messenger RNA. It is a transcript of the gene EndoA, whose product is annotated as endophilin-A. The record is from RefSeq and is a predicted model, not a curated record. Lineage: Eukaryota; Metazoa; Arthropoda; Insecta; Hymenoptera; Pteromalidae. The coding region runs from base 798 to 1967 and encodes 389 amino acids. The transcript has 12 exons. Gene Ontology annotation, biological process: synaptic vesicle uncoating. Gene Ontology annotation, cellular component: cytoplasm; glutamatergic synapse; presynapse. Gene Ontology annotation, molecular function: protein binding.
AAAAACAAGUUCUAACACAUACAAAAUUUCUAUAUUUUUCUCUCUAACAAUAUUAUUAAAGAAUAAAACUGUUGUAGGUGUAAGUACCUACUAUUUUUGAUGCUACCACCCAGAUUGAAGACUAUCCAUUUCUAAUAUAUUUUACACUAAUAGUAUUUGAAAUUAAAGUCUGAAUCAGCAGUCGUGAACAGUUUAUACAAGCACUGCAAGACAAGCUGCAGAAAGUAUGCAAGAAUUCUGAGGCAAUAUCUUCUUUUAAAUUUAUUCUAUUUUCUUGUAAAUGUAUGUGGAGCAUUUCAGAAAUUGAUCGUUUAUUGAGUUUUGGUUCUCUGUCUUUGAUAUCAAAUUUACUAAAGUUGAAAGCGUGAUUAUUAUUUUUAACAUGGUCAGAGAUUACAUUUUGUUUGAUUUUUUGUGUUCAUUGAUACGUAUACACAAAUUUCUUUUCGUUUGGCCUACAUACGUGUCGGAGCAGUCAUUACAUUCAAGUUUGUAUACACAAUUGUUUUUGAGAUACACAUUUCGCUAUUUAUUUUCGAGACCCAUACAAUGUUAUUUGCUUUGAGGGCAUGUCUGGUUUGCUCGUAAAAACCGCUCGUAAAAGUCUCUGAUCUAAAAUCUUAACACAACACAGAAAUAAAACUAAACACGCAAAAAUAGAAGACAUGAUUAGAAAAAAAAUUGAAAGAAACUUGAAAUUUUAUGAAACCUAACAACGACAUCAAGUUCACUUUUGCUGAAAAAGGAUUUCUCAAUAUACUUGAAAUAUUUCAAUUUGCUACUCAGUUUUUAUAACUAUGGCUUUUGCGGGGUUAAAGAAGCAAAUCAACAAAGCAAAUCAAUAUGUCACAGAAAAAAUGGGUGGUGCUGAGGGAACCAAACUUGAUGUUGAUUUUGUAGAUAUGGAAAGGAAAACAGAUGUGACUUUUGAGCUAGUUGAAGAAUUACAAAUGAAGACUAAGGAAUUUCUGCAGCCAAAUCCCACAGCAAGAGCUAAAAUGGCCGCUGUUAAAGGAAUCAGCAAACUUAGUGGUCAAGCGAAAGCCUCCACGUAUCCACAACCUGAAGGAGUUUUAGCCGAUUGUAUGCUUCAUUAUGGUAAAAAAAUGGGUGACGACAGUAUAUUUGGACAAGCCAUGGUUGAAAUGGGUGAUUCUAUGAAACAAAUGGCUGAUGUAAAAUAUUCUUUAGAUGACAACAUAAAGCAAAACUUUUUAGAACCACUUCAUCACUUGCAAACUAAGGAUCUUAAGGAAGUUAUGCACCACCGUAAGAAAUUACAAGGCAGAAGAUUAGAUUUUGAUUGCAAACGCAGACGACAAGCUAAAGGUUCUCACGUUUCAGACGAUGAAAUCCGCCAAGCUGAGGAAAAAUUCGCAGAGAGCCUACAUUUAGCGCAAAUGGGAAUGUUCAACUUACUAGAGAAUGACAUAGAACAAGUAGCACAGUUGGCAACAUUCAGUGAAGCGUUAUUAGAUUAUCAUCAACAAUGUACGGAAAUUCUGAAGGUUUUAUGUGAAAAAUUAAUAGAAAAAAAAGAAGAAGCGGCAAAUCGACCAAAAUUAGAAUUUGUUCCAAAAACCUUAGCUGACUUACACGUAGAUGCAUUACCUGCGUCGGAUGGAAUGAACGGAGCAAGCAGAAUUGGAUCUCCGGUACCUAGUGAUAGUAAGCGUUCGCAACUGGAGUUAUUUUCAGCGGGUAAUCAACCGCAAUCAACAAAUGCUUCACCGUUACCAUCACCAAGUAAAUCUCCAUCAAGGACUCCUAUUCAACCUCAAAAGCAGCCUUACUGUACAGCUCUUUACGACUUUGAACCUGAAAAUCCCGGAGAACUUGGAUUUAAGGAAAACGAUACGAUCACCUUAAUUCAGAAGAUCGAUGACAAUUGGUUUGAAGGCACUGUAAAUGGUCAAACUGGUUAUUUCCCUGUAUCUUACGUGCAAGUCGUCGUGCCGUUACCAUAGAAAGAUACUGGGUGAAGCUUGAAAGCCAAAAUAAUGCACUUGUUUAUAAUGUCAUCUAACACGGAUGUACCUACAAUACUCUUUAUGUCCUUAUUCUUGUAUUCUUAAAAUUUUAAUGUUUUUUUUUUGUUGUGGUUAUUCCUGAUCUUAAAUGGAUAAUCUUCCUAUAAGUCCAAUGACGAAUGUACCAAAAUAAAGAUAAUAAGUAAUAUAUAUAAGCAUGUUAAUAUAUGUGCGUGCAUGUAUGUAUGUGUGCGCGUGUGUAUAAUGUACAAUGGAAAAUGUUAAACUUAUGUUAAACAACCUUAAGUUUAUUGAUGUAAUAAAUUAAUUUAAGGAUUAA